Symbiodinium natans is the source of this 369-nucleotide messenger RNA. The record is from the annotation of a GenBank genome assembly. Lineage: Eukaryota; Dinophyceae; Suessiales; Symbiodiniaceae.
AUGAGGCUCCAGAAGCUGUACAGACGCUGUGACAACAGCAAGCUGGAAAAGGCAAGUGGCAGUGAGCAUGCGGACCUGCAAAUGAGCAGUAGAGUGAGAUAUGUAAAGUGCGACACGUUCGGAGACUUUUCGCAGGUGCCGGAAUGGAUGACGAGAUGUGAGGGCAACGAGGUGCCUCCGAGCAAGGGCAGGAGUAGCAGACAUUGGUACGAUUCUGCAUGUGCCGCUCCACUCCGCUUGAAGGUCUUCUUGUUGCGCUCGGCCCUGCGUAAGUACGUUUCCAUGCCCAAUCCUCAGCAGAAUCCUCAGAGUUUGCAUUGCCAUCAUUGUGCCUCCCCCCUGAGGCCUGACAACACACAUGAUGGCUGA